ACACACAUCUGCUUGGUCCCUCUAGAAAAAAGAAGCCGUGGUGCAUGCUGGGUAAUGUCAUCACCAAUCCGUUGUGAGGUCAACGACCCCAGCUGGGUGCAAGAUGUCGAAACAGCAUAGUUUCUCCAACGUUUGACAUGUAAUUACUCUCAUCUGGACCUGUUGAAUUUUCUCACGUUCGCUUCUCCAAACGUUACUACAAUAAAGGACGCCGUGGGAACGUUUUACUCCUUUGCCAGCAGACUGUGAGCUAGAGUUAGACAUCUUAAAGAUGUCUUCCAACAAGAAGGAACCGCCACAACCAGGGGAGCAGAACUCCAGCCAAGAACCAACACUGUCCUCCACCGAACUUCAGAAAACAGAGGGUGCCUCCACACCUGCACAGACAGGUGCAGUCCAUGAACUUGGAAAAACAGAAAAUGUACAUGAUAUUGAUAAGACACUGGAGAGAACAGAGUCGUUAGAUGUUGUCUCAUCAGCUCAGAUUAGAAAAUAUGAUGCUAAUGAUAAGGAACCUGGGCCCAGCUCCCAACCUUCGCAAUCCAAAGUAUACACUGCUACAGCAAGUUGCAGUACUACUAGUGUUACAGCUGAACCUGAUAGAACAGUUAAUUCCACAGAACAGAUUGUUUCAGAAAAGAACACAAUCUUCUCGACCCUGGAAGAGGGCGUGGAAGACAGCAGGGACGGCUUCAGUAUGCAGAUUGUAGAGACGUCUCCCGGGCAAGGCAAGAACAAGAAGAAAGCUGGAAGGAAACGGAAGAAAGGAGAGAAGUCUUUAAAACCAAGAAAACUAAGGUUAAUCCUUCCUCAUCCUGAGGGAGCGGAAGGCGAGGGCAGCUCUGCUGGGUUUCUGGACCCCAGUUUUGAGAGCCACCUGGAGGAUAUCGGCAGGAACUACAGCCUAUCAACAACUAAUGUCAAGAGCAUCUUGCAUCGUGUGAUCACGAAUGAGAAUGUUGUCGCCAUGAUGAGACAUUCAGUGAAGGAGGACCAGGGAGAGGAGGAGACAGAGGGAGACAGCAGUCCCAACAACCCACUGGCUGAACUCUUCGAACCCAAGAUGACUCGGGCUAGAGCAAAGGAAGUAGCAGAGAAAGGCAGUUUUGUGGUGCCAUGGCCCAUCUCCCCUGUGAAGAAGCCAGCUGAUUCUCAGCCUGCAAAGUUCAUUGACCUGAGUUUUGAAGAGGAUGAGGAUGAUGAUGAGUAUGAGCCUGAUGAUGAUGAGAAUGAAGAAAGUGACAUUGACAGCAUAGCAUCACGUGAGGCAAGUGAUUUUGGGUCGCCUAUGCCGUCAACGCCACGCCAGUUUCUCCGAACCUACUCAGAGUCUGACAGGAGGGAUGACAGCGAAGAUACAGACGACAAACCAGAGAUGGUGGAGCAGGGAGGAAAGUCACUGGAACCUCACAUCAAGAUCCAGCCCAUCCCCAUGGGCCCACCCCUCCCACCCCUGAGUAAGGAGAAGACAGACGCAGCCUUCCUUUCAGAACUGGACACGUUUGACGAGGAGCUGUCUGAACUGUCUGGAAGAACAGCCAGGAGUGCCAUGGAUUUCAAUGCAGAAGACAACCUGGGACUGAUAGCCAACCGUACCAGGUCCAAGUGUCCACUGAAGGACACCCCUAUUGACAUCAUUGAGGCGGCAUUCCACGCGCCCGACAUUACCCAGGACAUGUACGAUACUGAGUGUGACGACUCUGAAUGGCAGGGCUGGCUGAAGGGGCUCUUCAAAACUGACCUGGAUAUGAGUGGCGAUGCUGAUGAUGAACAGAACGACCCUGACUAUAACUUCCUGCAGGAGGAGGAGGAGGUGGAUACGGAGGACCUGAGAGACGAUCGCGCCGUCAGGAUCACAAAAAAGGAAGUGAAUGAGUUGAUGGAUGAGCUGUUACAGCAGUAUGAAGAGGAGAUGGAACAGCUGGGUGGUGACCCUGCCCCUGGCCUGGAUGACAGCACGACUGUCGACCCCCUCUCCCCCCCUCCCAGCAGGACGUUUGUUAAGCCACCUCCCAUCAGUUUUGACGGUCCCUUGUCCACUGUGAUGGCCAAGACACACAAGACUGUCCAGCAGCAGCUUCAGGAGGAGAAGGUUCGGAAGAAGGAGACAGGAGGAGGGAGGAAGGUCCAGACUCUACCUGUCCUGACUCAGGGGGAGAGACAACAACUCAGGCAACAGAUGCAGCAGCAUGUGCAGCUCCUGUGCCAGGUUCAUGUACUGAGCAGAGAGGAACCUCAGCUACAGGAGGUGGCACAGGUCACCAAAAACUUCCUGAAGGAGAACCAGAUGUUUGUGCAGCGCUCCACGCAGCUGUACGAGAUGCAGGUGGAGCAGUACAGGGCCGCGGGUGUGCAGCUGCCACAGGUGGAGUUCCGCUCCAUGUUUGACACCUGUAACCUGCAGGCUGUGUACAGCAAGACCAAACAGCUGCCUGCCCUCCCCUUGGUGUGUCCUGAUAUGGAGGCAGUCCAGGCUGUGCCACCUGCACACCUGCAGGCAAAACACCUGCCAGAGUGGCUUCAGCCUGCCCUCCUCCCCACAAGUGGACCUGUCCUGUAUGACCCGAUCAAACAUGGCAAGGAGAAACCAUACUUCCUCCCGGCAGAAGACAACCUGCUGGCCCUGGGCAUGCAGCAGUACCAGGGCAUGUCCACCCUGGAGAUGAUCCACUACAUCAGGGACAACAUGAUCCCCACCAAGACAUCCGACCAGAUCAGGAUCCGCAUCAAGAACCUCAAGGCCAACAAGAAGAAGACAGGCAACAUUGUCCAGGUGUACAGCAAGACCAAACAGCUGCCUGCCCUCCCCUUGGUGUGUCCUGAUAUGGAGGCAGUCCAGGCUGUGCCACCUGCACAGCUGCAGGCAAAACACCUGCCAGAGUGGCUUCAGGAAUAUCAGCAGGACAGCCAAAAGAAUACAGAACCUCUCCAGUGUAAGAAGUUGAGGAAUUUGUCUCCAAAGAAGUCAGAAAAACUGUCACCUACACAAAGAGGUAUCCUUCCCAAGGGCUUUGUACCAGUGAUGUCAGUGAAGAAGGCACUCUUUCAGUCCCCAUCUAAAGUACAAAGUACUGUGAACAUCACCAGUAGUAGCACUACAUCUGCCACAAUUUCUACAUCCACAGCAGAAAAUACUGCAAAAACACUUCAAACUCUUGCCCCAAAAUCAACUGACGUUUCUCACAUCAGCAGUAUUGAUAGCAGCACCCCUGUUUACAUCAUGUUGCCUAGCAACGUUGUCCCUGGCAACCUCAGUCAGACUUCUCCACCUGCAGCUGUACCUGGGCUGCAGGGCAGUGUCCAGCCUCUAGGGGGCACAGCAGGUGGUGUGUUUGUAGUUGUCUCACCGACUUCCACCACAGCUUCUAUGACACAAUCUCCCCAAACAGUUGUCAUCAGCAGUACAGGUCAGUCUGUUGAGAAUACCUGCCUACAGUCAAGUCUUUCAAACAGCACUGCUUCAAAUCUGCCACUAAAAGUAGCAGACACACUCAGUACAGUGGAAUCAUCCAGCCUUGUCCCCACUUCACUGGUUGAAACGGCUUCUGUGACAAGUACAACUGAUCCAGUACCUGAGCAAUCACACACUAGCUCUUUGUCAGUAGAAAAGGUUGCAAUAGACUCUAGAGAAGGGGAAAUGCUAUGUAAAGAUUCCGUUGUGACCAGUGUUCAAAUGCAAGGACAGACUCCAAAAGAGACAACAGCCAGUGAUCUACCACUCCCUCACACCACCUCACCAGGACUGCCACCCUGCAAAGACAUAUUCACCAUACAGGAAACUGCCACAAACAGUCAGGCUAGUGCAGAUGUAUAUGUGGAAGAGAUAUCUACCAAUGUGGAUGAAGGGAAUCAGAACCGGCAAAGCCCCCUUCAAGAAGCUACAAACUUGCCAGAAUCCACAUGUACAGGUCCUGAUAGAAGUGUUGCAGGGACAAUUCUAAGUGAGGAGAGAGGAAGGGAAGAAUGUAAGAGUGUUGCUGAAGACAUAUGUAUGACAGAGGAUUCCAGCACUCCUUUGAAACUUCAGGAAAUUCAAAUAAUGCAAGAUGUUUCUGAGCAAACUGUGAGACCUGAAGCAGCAUGCUUAGUGCAGCCAUUUACAGAACAACCAGAACCACAACAUGUCUUUGUGGCACAAAGUGAUAGAACUGAAAUGCCAUGUUCAGAGCAGCCUUGUACAGAACAACUGCAACCAAGUACACCUCAGAGAGUAGAAGGAAUCACGGCACAUCCUUCAGAAGAGGCACAUGUAGACCAAGUUGUAUCAGAAGACAAUCCUGUUGUUGUUGAUGAGGGGCUAGUCUCCAGUACAGAGGAUGUGUUGGCUAAAGAUGUAGAAGCUGAACAUGGGGCUGAUGCAGAAGGUCAGAUGGGUGAAGAACAGUCUGCAACAUCUAAGAGAAUGGUCAUGGUGAAGAAGAAAGCCAAGCGGAGGAGGAAACAGCUCCAGAAAGACAUGGCGUCGACCUUACUGCUGCUGGACUCAGAUCUGAUGGACAGGGAUCCGCUACGGGAGGAACGAGAGACCAUGAUGGCCAAGAACUUCCUGGAGAGGGUCAGGGACUCCCUCAGAGAUGAGGAGGGAAAGUACCAUGAGGUGCUGCAGGUGUUCCACCAGGGUCACCAGGACGGGAAGACGAUCGUGCAGCUGUACCAGGAGCUGCGGCGGGUCCUGUCUCGCUGGCCGGUGCUGCUGGGGGAGUUUGCGGCCUUCCUGCAGCCUGCCGAGGCCGUGGAGUGUGACCUGUUCAUGGAACAUCAGGAGUAUGUCCAGGCCAGGUCCUUCCUCAGGAAACUAGAGGUCUUCUUCAGUGAGAACCCAGACCAUUACCAGAAGGUGCUGCGAGUGUUUGCCAGCUACAUGCGGGAGGGCGCUUCUCUGGAGGGGCUGAGACAGGAGAUCACUCCACUGCUACAGGGACAGCCAUACCUACUGCAGGAGUUCACCCGCUUUUUCCCUGACCUGCCACCACCCCAAAGUAUGAUGGGAGAUUUUGAGGAGAUCCACAUGGCCAGUGACAGUGAUGGGGAUGAAGUGCCUGAUAGUUUUGAGGAAAUUGUCCUGCCAGAAGAAGAUGACGAGGAAGUGACUAGGGAGAAGAAACAAGUGGAUCCAUGGAAACUGCUCCUGGCACAGAAACAUGGCACCAAGGAGUGCAGAUGUGAGUGCCAUGAGUCGUCCACUGACCUACGGGUCCAGAGAAGAAACCGCCACUGUGUUGCCUGCAACACCAAACUUACGCCCAAAGACCUGCAGGCCAAGAAGGACAUCAUCCUGAGACACCAGGCUCUCCUCCACACCAGGGAGAGCCCCACUCCCGACAGGACACGCAGGAAAAUCCCCGCAAAGCGUGGUCGUAAGAAGACUGAUUCUGAAACUUCCAGGGACAGCCCAUCAUUGGACACAGCCAUGGUGGAGGAAAGCUGCUCAUCUCCUCUGACCCAAGACCAGGAUUUGGUUGGGACUGAAAACAGCUCUAACACCAAGGCAGGACGUGGCAGGAAGGCUAAGACACGGUCACAAAAGUUGUCUGCUCACCAAACAUCGGAGCUGGCCAAGUUUUGUCCACUGGGCUCAGGCCUGGAGACAGGAGCUGGGGAGGAUGAGGAGACAAGAAAAUCCACCAAUGAGGAAGAUGCAGAAGAAAGUUCACAAGAGUCUGAUGAGGAGCUGGAGCAGGUAACGGAGGAGGCGGUGCGGAACCUGCGGGACCUGUGUGAGGAGAUUCCCGCGCCUGACUGGCAGAAGAGCGCCACCAUCGUGGAGUCGUUCCGGCGCAGGCUGCAGGAGAUUGCUCAGCACGAGUUCACGGAGGAGGAGGAGGAAGAGGAGGAGGAAGAUGAGGAUGAGGACAAGCUGAGCUCAGGGGAUGAGAGUCAGGAUGCAGAGUUCAGUGACCUGGAGGAGGCCAGCGGGUCAGGUUCAGCCUCCCCCAGCAGUCUGCAGGCUCUGUCUGCUGCUACCUCACCUGGAGCAGCUUCACAGGGCAGCGAGGAGUCACCUAAAACUCACACAACAUCAGGGCACAGUCUGGAGUCACCUAAAGCUCACACAACAUCAGGGCACAGUCUACAAACUCUAUCUGCUGCUAUAUCACCUUCUGGUGCAGCUUUUCAGGGUAGUUGGGAGUCACCUAAAGCACUCACAGCAUCAGGGCACAGUCAUCCAGGGUUGUCUGUCACUACGUCAUGUGGUACAGCUUCUGGAGGGAGCGAGGAGUCACCAAAAUCCAUCAGAACAUUGGGACACAGUCCGCAGGGUGUGUCUGCCACUGCUUCACCUGGUGCAGCAGCUGCUGUGACGUCACCUGGUUUAGUUUGCCAAGUUGGUGAUGAAGCCCACACGUUAACAGAGCAGAGUGAAACAGUAGAGUUUGAAGCAGUAGCCUCACAAGUCAGCAAGGAGUCAACAAAGUCCUCUACACCAAGGGGUAAACUGUCUACCACAGCUGUGUCAGCUGGCUAUACCACACAAGGUACAGGAUCUCCCAAGGCCUCCAAAAUAGUGGCAAGAAGUAUUGCUUCAGAGUUAGAAACAUCAAAGAUGACUGGCACAGAAAACAAGUGGGGUAUAGAAAUGGGUCAAGAUGGUGUAUCAAGUCAGCAUGAUGGAGGAGACAAACUUAGGCAAGAAUUUGAUGAGGAAGACAGAAGAACAUGUAGAAAAUCUGAAGUAUCAGAACAGGAAGAAAAUUCUGUACAAAAUGGUGGAAACAUUGCCAAGGAUGAUCAACGCACAGGUUCAUCACGCUCAGGUACGCAAAGUGAACAUUCAGACACUCAACAUGACCCUAGAAUAUAUACACCAAGUGAUACAGCAGUUACAUCACAUCUUGGAAGUGGUACAUCAGGCACUGUUGAAGACAUGACAGCAGAAUCCUUGUCACAAGGAGGACACAAGGACGACAUGGAAACAAGCUCUGCAAGACAUGAGGAACAAAUCUCCACAAGGUCUGAGAAUGAAGAUGAAAAGAUGGAGCUUACUGAAGGUAAAUAUGAAGCAGAUGAAAAGAACAGCAGUGGAGAUGGUGCUAUCAUGUGGACAAGAGACCAGGACAGAACCCUUCUCCAGGCCUGUCAGCAGCAGGGAGCUACUCCAGAAACCUUCUCUUCUGUAGCAGAACAGCUGGGAGACAGGACCCAACAACAGGUGACGGACCGUUUUCUGAAGCUGAUGGCACUGUAUCACCAAGGCACCUCUACUGAUGAGGAGACAGGUACAGACGGGGAGACGGAGGAGGAAGAUGGCAGUGAGUACUCCACCGAGCAAGACAAUGCAGACCCUAUAGAGAUGGAGGAUGAUUAAGUCUCUGUAGAGAUCAACAGAGGGUAUCCUGUAGUUAUGAAACAUGAGGAGUCCAGUACUUGUCACCUUCAAACUUUUUGUUGCAGACAACAUUUUGUAGUUAAUUUUCUCAUUGCUGUGGAAAAGGAAUAUGACAAAUACUUGUAUAGCACAACUCUGAUAUGCAUAUAACAUUACCUUAUAUGUUGUAAAUAGCUGUAAAUUAUGAUAUACCAGUGUGUGUUAAACACACAAUGUGGAAAGAAACAGUACCAAAGGCAUACAUGUUUUUCUUUCCCUAAUACAAAAUAUGUUUAUUGUGCUGUUUGUACAGUUCAAAUUUUGUUUGAAUGCUCAAGUUUUGUCCUUAUUUUCAUUUUUCAUAAGAUGACAAAAAAGCUGAUUACUCUUAUUCAAAGACUUCCUUUGUACAUAAAUUGUUCAGAAAUUUAGAGCAAGUGGUAGAACAAGGUACUGAUCACAUGUUGAAGGAUCAGGUAUAACAAUUCUCAUUCUGUAUUGGAUGGAGGCUUAAAUGAGAGUGUCAUAGCACAGUAUAGGAAAGUGUUUUGACUUGUUGUACAAUCAUGUAGAUACCAGAAAUUAUACAAUAUGGCUUUGAGUAAUGGUCUUGAAAUGAUGUGACAGAUUAUUUAUUCUACAAGAUGUGUAGAAAUCAGAUACUUAAGUAUUUGCCUCCUAUGUGCUUGUUUUUCAUCCAUUGUUGUAUUGGUAUUUGCAUGUACUUAAAAGUAUUCAGUACAGCUAUACUCGAGUUUUCAAGAGUGUGUUGAGCCAUACAAUAUCAAUGGAGGUACAUGUAGAUCUCUUUCGGCACAAUUUUGGGCAAUUUUUGUUGUUCUGUCAACACAUUAUUAUUUGUUGCACUAUGGAUUCUAAUAAAACCAAAUAUGACCAGUA
Molecule: messenger RNA, 8206 nt
Organism: Branchiostoma belcheri (Belcher's lancelet)
Lineage: Eukaryota; Metazoa; Chordata; Leptocardii; Amphioxiformes; Branchiostomatidae
Product: GON-4-like protein
Exons: 32
Coding region: 272-7306 (2344 amino acids)
Biological process (GO): regulation of DNA-templated transcription
Cellular component (GO): nucleus
Molecular function (GO): transcription coregulator activity
Source: RefSeq, a predicted model, not a curated record